Messenger RNA from Nematocida major, 2976 nucleotides. Its product is annotated as structural maintenance of chromosome 1. Gene Ontology annotation, molecular function: protein binding; ATP binding; ATP hydrolysis activity. Gene Ontology annotation, cellular component: chromosome. Lineage: Eukaryota; Fungi; Microsporidia. The coding region runs from base 1 to 2976 and encodes 991 amino acids. The record is from RefSeq and is a predicted model, not a curated record. The transcript has a single exon. Gene Ontology annotation, biological process: chromosome organization.
AUGGCCAUUCUUAGUUUGAAGAUACUUUCCUUCAAGACGUACGACAAAGUCGAAAAUAUUCCAUUUUCUGCAUUUACGUGCAUUGUGGGCCCGAACGGGUCUGGGAAGAGCAACUUGGUGGAUGCGCUGCUCUUUGUUCUGGGAUCGAGUACUUCUGAGAUCAGAGGCACGCUGGCUGCAAGGAGCAGUCCCUCCCCAACCGCGGUGGAAGUCUCUCUCCGGGGCCAGACUGGCGUUGUAGUCCGCCUCCGAAGGGAGCUGCACAACGAAGUCUCGUCUUUCUUUAUAGACGACCGGAAAGUUGCGCAGUCCGAGUAUGCUGCGUAUUUGGAGGGGCAGAACAUAUCCACCGUCCACAGGAACUUUCUCAUCUCGCAGAACGAGUCCCUGAUAAAAUCCCCGAAAGACCUGACAAAAUUCAUCGACAAGAUAUCCGGGUCCUUUGCGAUGAAGGAGGAGUACCGGAGCCUGAAGGAGAGCAAGGACGCGCAUGCAAGGGAGUACCAGGAGAUUCUGGACCGAAAGCGGGCAGCCGAAGUCUCCUCGCGGGAGUACGAGGAGGUUCUUCUCCUGCGGAAGAAGCACGCGGAGCUUCUGGGGAAGAAGCGGGUGAUCUCCAGCGCAAAGAUUAGGGGGCAGCGCGAGUCCAUAAAGGAGGCGAAGGCAGACUUGAAAAAAAGGCUGCAGGAGGCCGAGAGAAAGCACGAAAUCUCGUCAGGGCAGGGCACAGCAGCCCCAGGGCAGAGGGAAAUUGCGAGUCUCCACACCGAGCUGAUCAAGUGCCGUGCGAUGAAGGCUGGAGUGCGGCACAGGGAAGACGCGAAAAAAGAAAAAGCUGAAGAGGCUGAGCGGGCCCAGGAAGAGCGCAGGAAGCGCGUGGAGGAGCUGCAGGAGAAAAUUGCAGAAGCAAGCGCCCACAUUGAGGAGGCAGACUGGCACGCCAGGAGGGCGAAGGAGAGCACCGUCUACAACGAGAGGUACGAGCGAGAGAUGAUUGUCCGGGCUCUCUCGGAGAUUCAGAAAAUAGAGGACUCGAAGAGCAUCCUGCAGCUGAAGAUCGAGCUCGGGGAAAUCCGGAGAGAAAUAAAAGAAGCCGAAAAAAAAGACGCAGAAGCUCCCCCCGAGGAAAAAACGAGCAAAAAACUCGCGCAGCUAAACCAGGCCCUUCUGGAGACGCUGAAGGAAAUUUCAAAAAAAGCGUACAAAACCAAAGAGGGCGAGUACAGUGCUCGCCUGGGGUACCUUAUUUCUCGAAUAAAGUCAACGGUUCCGCACGUUCUUGGGCGGGUCUGCGAUCUUGUCACGUGCCGGGAGGAGAAGUACCGCCAGGCAGUGCACGCUCUCCUGCACGGGAAGAGAAACGUGCUUAUAAUAGAGCAGGAGAAGCACGCUCUUUCGAUACUCAACGGCCUGGCGCAGUCUGGGGCUGGGCGAGUGACAAUUCUCCCGCUGAACAGGCUGCACGCAGAGAGGGAGCUGAGCGCGUGCAAAGAGAACAGGAGCGCGCAGAAAAGCGCAUCUGUUCCUGCGGGGUACGUUUUGUGCCGGGAUGUUGUGCAGGUCCCUGGCGAGGGGAGAGCGCACUUUGAGAAAAUACUCGAGUACGUGUGCGGGAAUGCCCUUAUAUACACGGGGGAUGGGAGUCCGGCGGAGAACAGAGCAGGAGAAAAAGUGGUUACUUUGGACGGAGUGGUCAUAUCCAGGGACGGAGUAGUGCGGAAAGUGUCGGCGGCGGAGAGUGCGGGCGGUUUGAGCGAGCUCGAGGAGAGGCGGGACCGGCUGCUGGCGGAAAUACAGCGGGAGGGGAAAAUGCCCUGCGAGUCUGGCCCUGGGAAAAGCCGGGAGGUGGCAGAGCUGGAAGAAAAGUACGCGGCUGCGCAGAGGCACUUGGAGGAGGCCGAGGAGGACGUGCGGGAAAAGGUGCAGCGGGUUUUGGAGGGCUCGAAGAUCCCCGAGAACGUGAUACGGCAGGCCAAGGAGGAGGGGAUUAUUGACAGCUCGUCCGCGGAGAGGAAGGCCGAGCAGUUCCUCAGGAAGAAGACGAUGUGGAAAAAUCGGCUGGACAUUUUGCAGGAGCACCUGGGAAGGCUGCAGAGAGAAAAAGAAAAAGACGCUCCGGAGGAAGACUCGCCGGAGGAGAGCGCAGAAGCCUUGGGGGCGCAGAUAGAGAUGCUUGAGGCGAGAAUCUUGGAAGCCGCAAAGAGAGAGCCCUGCGGGGAAAUAGAGAUCAAAAUCAUCAAAGAGCAGAUUCUCUCCCUUGACGAUGAGCUCGAGGAAAUAGAGCAGUACAUGGCCGAGGAGGGGAUCACCGAGGAGGAGGUCCGAAGUGCUCCAGCGCCUGCGGGGGAGGACCUUGAGAAAGUCCGGCGAGAAAUCGACAGUGUCCGGGCUCUCCUGCAGAGGAAGGGCGCAGUUGCAGAAACCCACAAGAUUUUCGCGCAGAUAGAGAGCGAGGCUGAAGAGAAGAAGCACGUGCUGGCGGAAGUCUCCAAGAACUUCCACCGCGUGCGGAAGGAGCGAGCGAGCCUUUUCCUGGGGACUUUUGACCGAAUCAACAGCCUGAUCAACAAAAAAUACGCGAAGUUGACGGAGAAUGUUUCGGGGCAUGUGCGGGCGCAUUUGGGGCUGGAAAACCCUGUGGAGCCGUAUCUUGCUGGCACGCAGAUAUUUGUGAUGCCCACCGGAAAAACCUUCAGAGAGGCAAAGUAUCUGUCUGGCGGGGAGAAAACAAUGGUUGCGCUGGCACUCCUGCUUUCUGUGGACUCGAUAUAUCCCUCUAUGUUCUACAUUUUUGACGAGCUGGAUGCUGCUUUGGACCGGGAUAAAAUAGCCUCUCUGCGGGCGUCUCUGCAGGAAAUACAGGCACAGUUUAUUGCAGUUACCCACCGGAUAGAGCUGUUUGAAACUGCAGAUACGCUUGUGGGGGUUGCACGCCCCCCGUCUGGGCACUCGCAGGUGUUUACGCUUCGCCUGUGA